Molecule: messenger RNA, 355 nt
Organism: Rhizophagus irregularis DAOM 181602=DAOM 197198
Lineage: Eukaryota; Fungi; Glomeromycota; Glomeromycetes; Glomerales; Glomeraceae
Source: RefSeq, a predicted model, not a curated record
ACGUUUGAACCUGAUUUGGGUAAAGAAUACGAGUAUUUAAAUGAUCUUAGUUUGGAUAUCAAUAAUGGUGAAGAAGAGAAAGAUGAAAAAGCCUUUGAAACAUUAAAUAGAUAUUGGAAAACUAUAAAAACAAUUUUUUAUAAUGGUGUUAUUUUACAAAUAUUGGACUUUAUUGAAUAGAGAUAUACCGAUAAUACAUUAUGAUAUUCGAAGGGGAAUUUUGAAUAAUACAAUGAUCAUUUCGAGCAUCCUUUCGGGAUGACCAUUUAGGUUACUGGAAGAUAUAUGUCGUCAGAUUGUGAUUUAAUUCCUUUAUUGAGAAAGUAAAUAAUUUUUAGUAACCAUAUUUUCAAAU